Messenger RNA from Chanos chanos (milkfish), 1480 nucleotides. It is a transcript of the gene atp1b2b, whose product is annotated as ATPase Na+/K+ transporting subunit beta 2b. The coding region runs from base 1 to 882 and encodes 293 amino acids. The record is from RefSeq and is a predicted model, not a curated record. The transcript is spliced from 8 exons. Gene Ontology annotation, biological process: sodium ion export across plasma membrane; intracellular sodium ion homeostasis; potassium ion import across plasma membrane. Gene Ontology annotation, molecular function: ATPase activator activity. Gene Ontology annotation, cellular component: sodium:potassium-exchanging ATPase complex. NCBI's taxonomy places the organism in Eukaryota, Metazoa, Chordata, Actinopteri, Gonorynchiformes, Chanidae.
AUGGCAAAAGAUGACAAGAAGAAUGAAUGGAAGGAGUUCGUGUGGAACCCGAGGACGCGCGAGUUUAUGGGCAGGACAGCCAGCAGCUGGGGACUGAUCUUGCUCUUUUACCUGGCGUUCUACACCUUCCUGGCUGGGCUGUUCAGUCUCACCAUGUAUGUCAUGCUCCAGACCCUAAACGAACACCGCCCAACAUGGCAGGAUAGACUGUCCACACCAGGGAUGAUGAUCAGGCCUCAGGGAGAGGCUUUGGAAAUUGCCUACACCAAAGAGGACACAGAGAGCUGGGACAUGCACGUCCAGGCCCUGAACCGCUUCCUGUCCUCCUACAAUGAUUCCGAGCAGAUGAAGAAGAACGUUAACUGUACUCCUGACCAGUACUUCACCCAGGAGGAUGGAGACAGUGUGUGGAAUAACCCCAAACGCUCCUGUCAGUUUCUACGCUCCACACUGGACCAGUGCUCCGGGCUUGAGGACCGUUACUAUGGUUACGACCAGGGAAUGCCUUGCGUUAUUAUCAAAUUCAAUCGGGUAGUCGGUAUGUAUCCAAGCAAGGAUAGUCAGGCACCAUUUGUCACAUGUUCAGGAAAGAGGUACAGAGUUGGCAAGGAUGAAUGGGCAGAUGACAGUGAGAAGAUGGGUCAGCUCAUGUACUUCCCUCCUGACGGCAGCUUUAACCUCAUGUAUUACCCUUACUAUGGAAAGAAAGCCCAGGUCAACUACUCUCAGCCUCUGGUGGCCAUUAAAUUCCUCAACAUCACCCGCAACACAGAGGUGAAUGUGGAGUGUAAGAUCACAGCUAACAACAUUCCUGAGGGCAGCGAGAGGGACAAGUUCGCUGGCAGAGUCUCCUUCAAACUACGCAUCAACUCCAAAAACUAGACAGGGGUUUACAGUCCUUUACAUGCUCUUCCCUUACCUCUCUCUUUUCCUCUAGCACCCACAGAGGCACACAGCAGAGCUGCCCCAGCACACUCUACCCCACCACAUGUUUUUCUACACUAUAAAUACAUCAUAACGCGUUACAAACACGUUUACAGCUCCCUUUCAGCUCUGCUGCUGAGUGUGUGUGUGUGUGUGUCUGUGUGUAUACGAUGGGACAUUUCCUAUUUUCUGUAAGAUUGAAUUGAAGUCUGUUAAACAGCAUGACUAUAUCAACCAAUGUGAGACUGAUACCGGUGCAAAACACAAACCGGUAUAAGACACAAUCCAGUAUAAAACACAAAGCAGUAUAACACACCAGUUGUAACAGGUGAAAGGAUUUAGCUUUGACUGCACCAUCAGCUACCUUCUGAACCUUCCAUUAACUAUGUGUGUGAUGAAAAGUCACUCUUAGACAGUACAGACAAUACAGUGAAAAUGCGUCACGUGUACAUUGCACCCUAACGUCUUCUCCUCUAAUCAUAUUGCACUGAUGAUACCCAGCCAACGCGUAGUGUCUCCGCGGCGGGGGGGGGUGCAUGCGUAUGCUUCAUCUUCU